UGGCCUUCAAAAAAAAGUUAAAAAGACAACAUUUUUCUAGUCGACAAAAAAACAUGCUUGAUAUUCCAAAAUUUAUCACAAAACAAAAAAGGAAAAAUCAGAUUCUUCCCAACUCAACACCCUACUUCUACUUGUAUUUUAGUAGAAGAUUACAAAAAUCAAUCAAUGGCGGCAGAAAUUCAAAAAAUACACAACAUCCAAUUCGACCCGUAAUCACUAAUCAGUCUCCUUCAACCUCCAUCUCACUCUCUCUCUCUCUCUCUCUCCUCAAAUUUCUCAACCUUCCUUUCCCUUAGCGUCUCUCUCCAUCCGCCAUUUUCGUUGUUGUUCAACUUGUUUGUUGAAUUGGUUCUGAAAUUUCUCAGAAGAAAAGAAUCACCAGAACAAGAUUUUACGGCACAUGGAUACCGGUGAUUCUACUGUGCCCGAAAGCAAGUCCCAUCUUCCUGAUACGCUUCACAGGUGUUUCACGCCCGAGGAAAUGUUGAAGUAUGAGAAGUAUGAAGCUAGUUAUGCUAGCUACUUGAGGGCAAAAUACUUCUCGGACAAGGAUAUCUAUGGAGGUGAAAUAUAUGACCUUGCAGUCACAGUAGGCAAUGAAACCGUCAAAGCAAGCAGGUGGUCUCCGACUCGAUCGUAUGCGGAUCCGGCGAAGAGUUUUGUAGACUCAGACAAUGAUUUGGCUUGUGCAGAAGAAAUGCCUUCUGCUUCUGAGCCAGAAACUUCCCCUAAUAUUCCAAAUGGCAGUGUAACUCCGCUUAAAAAGAACACUUCAUGAUUUUUAUCAAAGAAAAAAUAAAGCAGCUCAUGUUGAUGAUUCUUCAUGUAAAGGAUCUCCUGCAUUUGUAUGACAUAUUUAUUCAUGCAAAGACAUAGAGGAAAUACAUGGAGUUGUUGAAAAAUUAGCAACUCCAUUUUUCUAUCUGGUUGCAUUUCAUACAUCACAAUCUACAUUUUCACAAGUAUCCACCGUAGAUAAUAAAAAUUGGUUCCUCUGCA
Molecule: messenger RNA, 999 nt
Organism: Beta vulgaris subsp. vulgaris (sugar beet)
Lineage: Eukaryota; Viridiplantae; Streptophyta; Magnoliopsida; Caryophyllales; Amaranthaceae
Exons: 4
Coding region: 401-778 (125 amino acids)
Source: RefSeq, a predicted model, not a curated record